AUGGCAUCGCUGGAUCUCUCACGUCCCCCGUUUCGCGGGAGGUCGUGGUGUUCUCCCUCACGAUCUGCCGGUCGUUUUCUUUUUUCCUCCGUCUCUUUCGCGUCCCUCUCGGUUGAACUUCGGCUUCUGCUCCCACCCGGCCUCGCGUCUGCACUGGCCGCGGAAGCUCUGUCGCAGCCGGUCGCCGCGCCCUUUGCCGCGGAAGCCUCGUGCGGCGUCGCGCCGUCGCCUUCCCUCCUCCAGUUGGAAUCUCUCGUGUCGCUUCUCUCGCUCCUCUUGACUGUCUUUUACCUCCUUGGGACGGUCGGCGCCGCGCUCUCGCUCCUUCUGCCGCACUCGCUCGGCGCGCUAGCCGCCCACGGCAAGACUCGCGUCGCCCCGUGUGUGUCCGCAGAGAAAAAGAACAAGGCCUCAGAUCGAGCGCGCGAGGAUGCUUUGGCGGUGAAUCGUUCCUCUCCAGGUCUCGUCGCGCAGGGGAACGUGAGGCUCAGGGAGAGAGGCGAAACGCGCACUCCCCCUGAAGGCCUCGUCGGUCCGCGCGGCGCCGCUCAGUCCCUAGGAAGCGAAAGGGAAGCGGACUCCGCAGCGGGCGAGGACAAGGAUGAAGCACGGAAUGGGCGACAGGCAAGCUGCGUGGUGUCGGCUGCGUUAGCGACGCCGCGCCGCGCGGCGGCGCUGCUGCACGUGCCGGUGAGCAAGAGACUGUUUUUUCACUUUUACCUUCUGGGCUGUGUGCUGUCCGCCGUCUUCCUCAUUUCGCUCGCGUGGCUGACCCUUCCCGAUCCGGCUUCGCAGAAGGUUUUUUUCGACGCAUGCUCACACAGGCCUGGCGGGCUUCCCGCCUCUCCUGCACCCCUCGCGGACGCCGCCUCAGUCAUGAGCGACGACGGCGGGAGGAAUGCCGAAUGCGCAGCACGAGAAGCAGCCUCGGAGUCGCAGCGGGGAUUCCUCCCUCUGGCGCUUUUCUUUGUUCACUGCGGGCGCCGCCUCGCAGAGCAGCGCUUCGUUGUCCGCCCCAGUGCCACCGCCUCCAAGAUGACGGUUGCGGCCUAUCUCCUGGGCAUUGGGUUUUACAUUUUAACGCCGCUCUCUCUGUUCCUGGGCGGCGCCGCCUCCCUGCGCCCGCCUUCGCCUCGCGCCUCCUCGACGCUGGGGGAGGCCUCCGCGUCGCCUGCGUGUCACCCAGCGGCUGCGGCCCUGUUGGAGGCGUCGGGUGCGACUGGCGAGGCCUCCAUGUCGCCGGUCGGAGCCUUGAUUCGUUUGAUUCAAGUGGUGCUUGACGCCCUCGCCGCGCACGUCCUCUCCUCCCCUGCGCAUGUCUCUGCCGCGCUCGCGGCCUUUUGCCUCAUCAGCUUGCUUCAGCUGCACAGUCACUGGGUUCUCGCGCAGCUCCGCGCGCCGGCUGCCGCGUCUCCCCGCGGCGACGAGGCGACCCCCUCACGGCGCCAGGCCCAGAAUUGGGAGGGCGGGGGACGACUGUUGCAGCCGCCCGCCAGCGAAGGUGCCCAUGGUCGAGAAGAAGAGGAGAAUGCGAAAAUCACGGAUGCGUCUGGCGCGUACGGCCUGCCGCAGGCAGGGAUCUUCACGCUCGUCGCCUGUCCGCACUACCUCGCAGAAAUGCUGCUGUAUCUCUUCUUCUUUUUUCUUCUUCCUCGCCCCGCCACGUUUGCCUGCUUCGUCUUCGUGGCAGCGACGAUGUUUGUGAACGGUAGGCUCGCGGUCUCCGACCGGGCUGUCAUUCUUUUCGUUUGCGCGGAGUCUCUUUACGUUUCUGAAACCCUCCACCCCACGCACGAGGUGGUGUUCGUGUCUUCGGGGAUUCGAGGCGGCCGCGCGGCAGCCUGA
Besnoitia besnoiti is the source of this 1845-nucleotide messenger RNA. RefSeq names its product 3-oxo-5-alpha-steroid 4-dehydrogenase. Bases 1 to 1845 code for a protein of 614 amino acids. Gene Ontology annotation, biological process: dolichol-linked oligosaccharide biosynthetic process; polyprenol catabolic process. NCBI's taxonomy places the organism in Eukaryota, Apicomplexa, Conoidasida, Eucoccidiorida, Sarcocystidae. Gene Ontology annotation, molecular function: 3-oxo-5-alpha-steroid 4-dehydrogenase activity. The transcript is spliced from 4 exons. The record is from RefSeq and is a predicted model, not a curated record. Gene Ontology annotation, cellular component: endoplasmic reticulum.